Molecule: messenger RNA, 9383 nt
Organism: Limulus polyphemus (Atlantic horseshoe crab)
Lineage: Eukaryota; Metazoa; Arthropoda; Merostomata; Xiphosura; Limulidae
Exons: 22
Coding region: 738-8495 (2585 amino acids)
Biological process (GO): regulation of transcription by RNA polymerase II
Source: RefSeq, a predicted model, not a curated record
ACUAUGUUACUGUUAUGAGUGAUGUUGGAUUAGUGAAGUGUUGUACGUUUCGAAGUUAAAACAAUUUUAAUUUUAUACGUUCUAACUAAGCUUCUCAGUUAUAGAUAGCUUAUAAUUAAUACCAUACGAUUUUAACACUUCAAGCUUUGUCUGAAAUAUAUUCUUGAUGGUCAAAUAACAGGAUAAAGUGGAGUUAAUAAUAAAAUAGAAAUGUGGCGUAAUGCUGCUAAUUUUAAGAAGUUAAAGUACAAUAAUUAAAUACAUUAGAAGUAUGGAUUUAAAAUUUUGUUUAGCCUUAGUAAUAAUGGUUGGACUGUGAUAUUGGCUGAAAUUUUUCCAUUUGUCGAACUCGAAAGUAGAAAUCUGAUUUUAUGAUGAUUAUAGCAUCAUUACUACUAGUACUAUAUAUAGGUGCAACCAAAUUUCCAAAAUACCAAAUACUGAAAUAGUAAGUUAGGUAAUAAACCAAGUAUUUCAUCAGUGAUCAACACAAAAGUAACAAUGUAACAUUUUAAAAUUUCAGAUUUAAACAUUGAAGAUUAAUCAAUAGGUUUUCCACAAUUCAUAUGCUACAUUAGCUUAAGACUUGAGUUAAUGAAGCAGCAGCUGAAAAUAUGUUUAUGUAGACGAAAAUAUACUAUUACUAGUAGUGCUACUACUAAUGCUAUAGUGGAACUAAAUGCAACUUUCAACUUCAGGCUUACUCCAAAAACAAGCAUCGAUCUGCAGAAAAGCAUAUGGCUGGUAAAUCAAGUGAAAGAAGCUCUGCAGACUCCCCUGCAAUGGUUCAUGAGUCAGUUUCAUCAAUGCGAUCAGGACAAGUCAAUGGAAUGUUUGUUUUUUACAGGUCUCCCAAUGAUGCCAAUUCAGCAUAUAAACAUCCAACUGGAACUGCCAGUCCAUCAGCAGUGGUAACAAGUGGCUAUCAGUACAUUGAGGAUUUAAACAGAAAUUGUUUACCACAUAGUACAGUAGCACAGGUACCUGUGUCGCUGUAUCCUGCAUUACAUGUGUAUAGAGAACCCUACCUCAAUGAAAGAUCUAAUGUUCCUAUCGACCAACAUGUACAUAAUGUUCGUCGUAGACCCACCCUUCUUCCUCCAGCAGAACCUCCCUCAGCAAUAGAGAGGUUGCAGGCACAGAGAGCCCAACGAGAAGCUCAUAGGUAUCAAUAUGAGAGAGAAAUGGCUGCCUCCAUGCCAUCUGGAUUUGUACCUCCUGGGAAUUUGCUGGCUGGUUCAAAUAUUGGUCCAUCUGGAGUUGACUUUGACCACUCUGUUGUUAGUAAGAGGCCACGGUUAGCAGUGGAAAUAAAACAUCCUUUUCAUCAGCCCCUCAUCAUUGACACUUUGGGUGCUAUGGAAGUGAAAAAGGAACAGAUAUACAACCCUCAGGUUGAAGCUAUAUCCCCAACAUUACCAGGGGAAGAUUCUAGGAUUAGUCUCUCUCCUCAAAGGACAUCGAAGGAUGAACUUCUUCAGUCCAUUAACAAGAUUGAUAGAGAAAUAGCCCAGGUAGAGCAUCAAGUGACCAAUCUGAGAAAAAAACAGCUUGAGUUAGAAGCAGAAGCAAGCCAGCCCUCUGAUACAAGGAAGAAACCGCAAGAAGCAUUGGUCUCGGAAUCUAAGCAGCUCAGCAUAGCUCAGUUAAUUUAUUCAGAUAACAGAAAAAAAGCACAGAAAGCUCAUGGUCUCUUGGAACAUUUAGGACCCAGCAUACACCUGCCUCUGUAUAAUCAGCCCUCGGACAUUGCCGUGUAUCAUGAAAACAAAAGAAGUUUUACAUCAUUGAAGAAGAAACUGUUGAAUUAUUUGAUGAAAACCCAACAAGAAAGACAACUAAGGGAUACUUAUCUAACUGAGAAUUACACCAAGCUCAUGCAGGCAUGGCUGAAAAAAAUGGAAAAAAGAGAGAGCAGUGGUAAUCGCAAAGUAAAAGAAACCAAACAGCGAGAGUUUUUUGAAAAGCAAUUUCCUGAGUUAAGGAAACAACGUGAGGACAAAGAAAGGUUCUCUCGGGUCGGACAACGAGUAAGAAGCGAGGCUGAAUUGGAAGAAAUAGUGGAUGGAAUUCAUGAGCAAGAGCUUGAAGACAAGAAAAUGAAGAGCUAUGCCGUCAUUCCUCCGAUUCUUCUUGAUCAGAGACAGAGGAGAAUAAAGUUCUUAAACAACAACGGCUUCGUGGAAGAUCCCAUGGCUGAGUACCAACAACGGCAACUCCUCAAUAUGUGGACAGAUCACGAGAAAGAGAUCUUUCGAGAAAAAUACCUUCAGCACCCAAAAAACUUUGUCUUCAUAGCAAGCUAUCUAGAAAGAAAGAGUGUCAAUGAUUGUGUCCAGUAUUACUACCUCUCCAAGAAAAGCGAGAAUUACAAACAACUCCUUAGGAAGCACACAGUUCGCAAGAGGACUCGUCCCUUGGUCAAACCUCCAUCCCAUGGUCAGCCAAGCACACAGCCACCUGUCACCUUUGUGACAACUACAGCCACCUUAGCGUUGACAGCAGCUGGCAGGAAUCUCGAAAUGUCUACAACAUCUCUGGAUACAACUACUUCUAAUUCCACAGUUGACAGUGGAAAUAAAAAUCAAGAAGGAACUGGAGGUAUGAAUGGAGUUGUGAGUAUCCCUGAUGGUCAAACUGUUGAAAUAGUAAAAGGCAUUUUGAGGACAGGUGAUAGUAGUGAACUGCAAAGUAAUGAAACUGCAAAAGAUCUUGGAGAUAAUAACAACUUUCAGAGUAAAACCAGUGAACUUAAGACAUGUGCUGUCUGUCGGAUAGUUAUUGACAACUUAAGUCAAUCCCAGCCUUUGACCAAGUCUAACUGUGAUUUGUUUGGUUUGAAGGAAAACUAUAUAUCCCCUGACAUGCGUAUUUGUUCAUCUUGUCAGUUCAAGUCUGUGAGGAGAAGAUGUCCAAUUCCCACUUGCAAAACUCUUAAGCGAAAAUUGAAGAGACUACGUUCAUUUCCCAGUAAAUGGAAAGAUGUACCUCAGGAGUUGAGAGAUUUGAUCAUUGCUGAGCUAGAAAUUCCUAAUGGCGUUCAAAGAUGUUGUUGUGGCUGCUUUAACCGUAUUGCUUGGAAACUAGGAGUUUCUCUUGGAUCCGAAGGUGAUAAUCAGCAUGGUAAAUGGAACAAUGAAGAAAUCAAACUUCUGAAACAAGGGCUUAGAGAGUUCGGAAUGGACUGGGAUUCCAUAGCUAAGGUGGUGACUACCAAAACUAGUGAACAGUGCAAGUCUUUCUACAUGAGUUGCAAAGAAAAGUUGGGUGUCGAAGAACUUGUUAAAGGGGAAACACAGAUUGAUGGAGAGGAGAUAACUGGUGGGAAACUGGUGGAAGACUCGGGGGAGACUACAUCAAGCUGUGAAGAAGAUAAUUGUAUUGACAGAUGUAGUAGUGACACAGCCAGUGCUCCAAGCCCUGUUUCUAGAAACAGAGAAGAUGGUAUAAUAUCAGAGGAAAUUGUCAGUACUCUACAAGGAAUCACUCGAUCAGAUGAUCAAACUGAAAAAAACCUAAAUAUUACAAUAAUCAGAGACAACAGACAGUUAUCUCAAGAUAGUGUGAAGAAUAGCUCUGACUAUGAUAGCAGUGCUACAAUGAGUGCCGACGAAGGUUUGGGACAGAUUGAAUCUGAAAUGCCUGGAAUGUCCAAACAAUGUCCAGAAGUUAGACAGAUUUCAGAAGAAAGUGUUGAACCAGAAGAUCACAUUCCAUUGAUGAAAACUCUUCCGUCAAACCCUGCUGUCAGCUAUGUAAUGCCUAAUCCAGCUUUCCCCAUUGCUACUUCAACAAACUUCAUCCCUGUUGAAAAGGUAUCGUCCAAAGAAGAGCCCACCUGUGUUCGUGAUCUAAUAUACCAAGCUAUUGAAUACAGUCUGCAAGCUCCAAAUAAAUCUUCCCGCACGUGUACACCAGUACCAGUUAUUCCGAGUAGUAAGGACUCUUGUGUAUCAGAAGAAGUUAAAGAGGAGGAGAGUGAAGCUCAUGCACCAUCAGCAUCCCAUGAAACAACUAAAUUUCCAAUGUAUAGUAAUUCUGUUCCCUUGCCUCAUGCCGAAGGGCUGGCCAUGAUGGCCCAGUUUUCACAAGCUCUUCUUCAAGAACAAGAUGAGGUACAAGAUCUCAGUAAAAAAGACAGACGUGAAAGAAUUAACAUUUCAACACAGGAUUUCAAAAAAAAAGAAAGAAUCUCCCCUCCAACACAGUUGUCAUUAGGAUCGGGGCUGCCUCACCAUCAAAUUCCUUACUCUCAGUAUGGUGCUCCACCACCAGCUCACUCAAACCAAUAUAAUAGAUCCUUACAACCUCCUCCAGAUAUCCCUCCACCAGAUCUUUGUAGAGAUGUAUACAUUGGUUAUCCAGGAAGGCUUGGCUUUGUUGGAUCUGAUCAAGCACUCUCUCAACCCCCUCGUCUGAUUACUCAGGCUUUAUCUCCAUCACCUACCAGUGUACCUUCAAGCCGACAAGUAUCCAGGCCCUCUGUUCCUCCACCACCACCAUUAAUAACAAACAAUAAACAAAUCUCUGUCAAGUUUCCUCACAUGGCACCUGGGUCCAUUACUCAAGGAACCCCUGUAAGUCUUUAUCCUCCUCCUAAUGUCCCAGUAAAUCCGACUCACUAUGAAGGGCUUGUAAGACAGAUUCAUCCCAAGCAAGCUAAAAAUGGAGGGUCCAUAACUCUUGGGACACCAUUACAUGAUCAGGUAGAAAAAAGACCUGUAAGAUCAGAUGAUCAAACAGCAUCAAGUGUUUUAUCAGUACCAGUUGUGGAAGGAAGAAACAACAGAAGAACACCAUCAACAGAAUUACUCUCUAAGACAACAGUUCCUGUACUCUACGAACAAGUGGUUGACCAAUACUAUUGUCGACCUACUUCGUCUCCAUAUGAUUCCAGCCAAUCACCCUCCAACAGACAAGGUUUUGUUAGUGAAACCUCAAGCUCAAAACAGCUAAUGAUUGACUUCAAUACUUCUAAGCAAAUGCACAGAGAAACUAGUAAAGUUCCAUCACCUAGGGCUAGGGAUUCUAGUCCCCAUCCACAGCAAGACUCCAGGAUACCACAAACGUAUGCUAGUAUGUCAUAUCCAGCUUAUUCUUCUGCUUCCGAAGUUCGUUAUACAAAUAACUCAAGUUCUUUAAUGACCCAUCGAGACCAGCCUCUUAGCCACUCUUCAGAAAACCAGUGGACUUCUCAUAGGAAGCAGUCCGGUCUCCAUAUUUCUCAUGCUCUUGUAGAACAGUCACCAUCAAGACAUAAUGUCAUCAGAAGCAUAACCUGGGGUACAGGGAAGCCUUCAGUUAUUCAGAUACCAAAAUCAUCAUCAUCUUGUAUUCAACAGUCCAUUAGUCCUAUUCCUGCUUCUGGAACAAAAACACUUUCAUCUCGUAAUCCCCAUCAUACCGUUUAUCCAGUGAUGGCUCCUACACACGAUGCCUUCAACACUCUUGUGGAUGCUGCUGUGGCUCAGCCUAGCUUGGCAGUACCUAAAGAAGAUAGGAGGCCAGACUUGAGUAGAUCUCCACAGAACAAGACAAUCAUGGAAGGCCUACAAAAAUCACUAAUGGAGAUGCAGCAGCAUCCCAGAUCUCACUCUGAAUCUAGAACACUAGGUUCUCAACACCUUCAAGAACUGUGUAGGAUAGAUUCUGAACAAGGAUGCACCAGUUCUAGAGCACAUGUGAAUGAUGAAAGACAGUUUCAGGAACAAACAAGAGUGAGAGACACGUUCAUUCCUGAAGACUACAAGAAUGUGGCAGAUAAAAACUUUAUUCAGCAUAAAGCUGAAAGAGAACAGAGAUCCAACCACAAGCUUCCAACCAGUUUACAUUUAAUGCAGGAACCUUUUACCCAAGAAAAGUUUGAACAAGAACUGAUGAAUGCUAGAUAUGGAAGGGAACACAAAAAAGGUAUUCCACAAAAGAAAGAUGAUUUGAGACAAGUCUUACCCAUUGACGUGGAGAGAGGUGAAGAAGGAUCUUUCCAUUUGGGUCGUGUUCAACAUCAAGCAGACUUAGGAAGGGAAGCAGCAAGAAUUUUGUCUGAAUCAUUUCAGAAAGAAAAGCCUAACAUAAGACCAACAAAUAAUCAGUUUACUGCAGUACAUUUAAUAGAUGCAAUAAUAACACGUCAAAUCAGUCAGAAUGCAGAUACUGAACCUAGGAACCAUAAUUCGGAAAACAGAUUUGUGCAGUACUCUGGUGGAAGUGAUAUUAGGCCAAGAACCACUAAAGAAGCUCCAAAGAAUGAAAAAGUAGUGACCAUAGAUGAGGUAUCAGCUACUGAUAGAUUUGGUAGGACAGAUACUCAGAGAGCAAUCAGUCAUGGUCAGAACAUUCCUCUUGUAUCAGAACUUACCCAUGUUUUCACACUUAAGCAACAGAUUGAAGAUAUCAUUUCCAAGAACUAUAAUUGUUCAAAUAAUGAAAGUGUUUCGACUAGUUCACCUCUUCCUUCUAAAUACACAGAAGGAGGUAAAAAUACUGUUGUAUCAAAUUUUCCAUCAAAAGGAACUUGUCAUUUUGUGGUAAAUCCUAAUAAAACAAAUUUCCCAUCAGUUGAUCCUCACUAUUCAGUAGCUAGUGUGAGUAGACAUGCAGAAGGAAUAGCUUCAGCAGCAGAAACUUGUGGUCCUCCCAUGGGAGAACCAGAUCACACUGCUGAAGAAUGCCCAGGAUCUAGAUGUGUGCAUCAUUCUUGGAAACUUCGUAAAGCUCUUCAAUCAGAAAAAGGUCAUAGCACUCAUGAUUCUGCAUCAAUGGGCACAAGUCCUGUUCUGAACCACGAUGAGAGAGAAAUUAUUCGUGUAACUCAUGAGGCUUCCCCUCCCAGUCAUACAUUAACAAAAACUCCCAACUUCCAACAAGGUUUCCCUCUAACAUCAUACACUGUGGAACCCAUUUCCCCACCAACACAAAAGACUGAAACUAGCAAUGAGUCUGGUGGAGAAAAUGUUCUUGGGUCUUCUCUGGGUGCACUUUCACAGAAUUUUACUUGGUCCCCUAGUGCUAGCAUUGCUGGGAUGUUUGCUUCCAGACGAGGGUAUUUGCAACAACCACAAGUGUCUGGUCGCAUAUCCCACCAAAAUCAAAUGAACUUGUCUCCUUUGGAUUAUGUUAAAAAUAAAAUUGUUGAAGUAAUGAAAACUGAAAGUACUGAAGUGCAGAGCCAGAAACUCUGUAGCCAAUCCACAACUAACGAAAACUUAAAGUUUCCAAGUACUCAACAUAAUAUGAAUGAAGAGAAUAAUGCUUUAGAAAGACCUCGGAGUAAUGGUCAUUGUAUGGCUCUCCAAGAUCCACUCUCUUCUCAGAAUGAAGUAACUUAUGGCUCAAGUAUUAUUCCCACAUCUCGACCUUCCUCUGCUAUUGAAAUAGGAUCUAGCCAAACUGUAAAAAAUAUUUCAAGAGGUUUGAAGAGAUCUUUUGACACUGCAGGUCUUGGAGAAUCACACAUAACUCGUCCUAGAUCUGUCUCUCCAAGCAGUUCUAAUCUGGGUAUUGGAAAUGGAGAUGAGCUAGGAAAAAGAUUCAGGAUAAAUUCCAGAUACAUACCAGAGAGUUCCACUGAUGGAGUGAUACAACAGCUCCCAGAGAGCUCUGAGAGACCUUCACAGGAAGUUCCUCGGCUGAGUAGCUCAGAAGACUUUGCCGAGAGCAAAGGUUUUGUAACAGAAAGUUGUACUUCCCCAAAUAUAGUAUCAGAUAGUGGAACAUUAGAUUCUGGCCCACAGUCAAGUCAGCAGGAUGAUAGAGUGCCUGGUGUUGAGAGUUCUACAGAUGAUAUUAGAAACGAAGGACAACAAUGGGAAGUUACCUCUGGUAACACUGAUGACAGACUAUUACCUGACGUGAGUUCCCAACUCAUAGACAGUCCAGGAUCUGGGGAAAUGGUAAUUGAUGAAUCAUCAAAUGUGAACAGUGCAUCCUCCUCCAGGAUUGAACCAGUUUCGCCGCCACCUCAGGAAGGAAUUUCUACAUCUGGACGAAUUGAAGGCUUAGAAGAAGCACCAAGUUCCACCAGCAGUGAAUUGGCUCAAAAUAGUUUUGUCACCUCCUCACUUGGUCACAGCAACCAAGCUUCGACUUCAUUGGCCAGCAGUUCAGCACGAGGCUGUUACUCUCCCUAUGGUCCAUCAGCAUCUGUUUCCAGUAGUACAGUAGGUGGCAGCAGUCCUGGACCUUCUAGUUCUUUGAUGCCUUCUGGAACAGCACCAUUUCCUGCUUUCACUGGUGUGACCACCACAUAUACAUAUCCAUUUUCAGCUCUAACUGUUCGUCCGGUAGGUUAUUCAGAAAACAGUCCAUCGUCAGUACCAAACACUGUUUCGGGAACGACGGUUGGUUACCCUGCUAAUCCAUCCACAGCAUGUGGUCCCAGUUUCAGUGUAAUUGCUAAUAGUUCAUCUAGUAAUUCUCCAACGUCAAGGUCUUGUGACUCUCAUCAUGUGUCACUUUUGUCAUCACAGUACGAGCCUUUGUCUGAUGAAGAUUAGGUUUUACUCAUGGACAAUUUAUUCUUUCAUAUUUGGUGCUUUGUCAUGAAACCUUAUUAUAUUGUGAAGACUGUUGAUAUGAUCAUCAAAUUCUGGAGCUUUGCUCAUUAGACUUCAAAAUAACCAUAAAACUUAUGGAAAACAUAUAAUUAUCUCAAAUUUGAACUUUGCUUCUAAAACUAAAAAGAAAUGGACUUAAAAUGUGGUCUCUCAUAGAUUUUUAGAGCUGGUGAAAUGUACAUGGUCAUCUUGUAGAGAAAGGCAAGAAACAUCUAUGUAUUAUUAUUAAAAUUUAUUUUGCAAGUUUUGUGUUUCAAUAUUAUUCUUUAGUUUUAAAACUAAGCCAGAUUUGCCCUCAAAUGUUCCAUGGUACCAGUACUCUGUUAUAACUUUGCUCAGUGUGAUAUGUAUAAAGUAACAAAAGGAAUACUAAUUGGUGUGUCAUUUUUUUUAUCACUUGUCUACACUGCCAAUGCAAACCUUUCCAAUAAUAACAAUAAUAAAUUCCACUAUUCCUACUGUACAGUGCCUUGGUAUGGAGUAGGGUAUAAUAUACAGUAAAGUGGUGUGUUAUUCUGAAGAAUUGACAAACUCAUUAGAGCUGUAAAAAAAAAAAAAUCAGUUGAGCAAAUGCAAGUUUUUUUUUAUGUUCAACUUAUAUCUGGAAAACUGUCCUAGACGUUUUAUUUUGUUGUUUUCGUUUUGCACAAAUGGUAAUGUUUGAGGGGAAGAGAAAAUGAUAACUUGCAUUUGUGAUUUUCCAAAAUUCAUGUGAAAUGAGAACUGAUAACUGUUUCAGAAAAAAUAAAAAGUCAUAGGUAUUCUACUCAUUCCCUCACUUUGUCCCCUGUAGGGGAAAAUACCAUUGUAUUCAUUCAUACUUUUUUU